Amoebophrya sp. A25 is the source of this 2706-nucleotide messenger RNA. The record is from the annotation of a GenBank genome assembly. Lineage: Eukaryota; Dinophyceae; Syndiniales; Amoebophryaceae.
AGGAUUUAUCGUUGAUAAAGAACACGUAACUUAGUUGUAAGUAGUUUCUUCAACCUUUUUUUUAGAUGAUAGAUUUCAUCCUUUUCCUCUGCGAGGCCUAGCCUUCGAACUUUCUGGUGAUCGCCAUGGAUAGAUCCAUCUCCUUCUGUAAUUCACCUCUUAUGAUCAGCUAUUUCAUUCAAUUUCGAUAACUAGAACAAAGAAAAGCAGAACAAGUACUAUCGGAAGAAAAAUCAUGGCAGAGUCCUACAUGGCGGUGGAUGUAAGAGCCGUAGUCGAUUACGCGCAGCGGCCGAGCGAGCCCGUUCGUUUGCAGUCCUUUGUCCAGCUUGCUUCGUUCCAUGUCGGCAAGGAUCCAGGCGACGAGUCAGAGCUGGUCGGGGGGCGCGUUCGACUCUGGCUCUACUGGAUCGACCACCGAGUCGCGAACUGGCCUGAAAACACGCCUCUGCCGUCCACUUUGUGGCGGCCUGAGUGCGGCAUCAUGUGGCGGCUAAAGCGAGUCCUCGACGACGACGAAAUCGCGAAGAAAAAGAGCAGUGUAGUUGUCACUACGGCUGAACAGAAGGAAAGCCAAGAAGCAGCGGCUGGGUUUCAGCACAUGCCACAUUAAGGCUACUCGUUUUUCACUAUCUCGACUCUGCUCAGGUCACCAGCCUCGGUGCACGACGUUGACUUUAUUCAGGUCGCCCAAUCAUCCUCGGAGUCGAACCAGGUGCUGGGAGGGUUCGACGUGCAGGGUUCACAGCCUACCCUAACCUAACCUAGCCGGUGAUGGGCUAUGAGUAUGCUGAGUUAGGUGCCCACUGAGACUGAUUUAAAGGGGAAGAUAGGGAGGAAAAGAACAAGGACAAGUCACUCAACUAAGAACAGUGAAAAACUAGUAAGGUUAACAACAGCCGCAAAUUUGGAAUGGUCAAGAUGCGAGGAAUAGAGGGUUGGUUUUCAUCAAAAUCCUGCUUGAAUUGACCGACAUAGAUAUGCUAGAGGACGAAUAUCGCUUGAGAGUGUUCCCCUUCGACGUUUUGAGAAUAGACUGUGCCAUUUGGAUGAGCGGACAACAACGGAUGGAGAGCACGGAUAAACUAGAUGUAGACUUCUUUCCCGUGACCCCAUGCACGGGGGAAACUACCGGAAUGCCGAGUACUUUGAACACGGGUAAUCGUAAUGCACCAGUUGCACCAGGGAGCUAUGUUGAAACAGAAACUGCUGCUUUGGAAAACACAACUUCUGAAAAACUCGAAUUGUAUCCGCUUCUGCAUAGUACAGGAGGUGCAGUUUGUUCCGUUUCCAACAGCAGUGGAGAUGCAGCUGCAACGAUCGCAGCUGAGCUCGAUCCGCAGAAGGGCAAUCGCAUCGCUGUUGGCUGCCGCACCAAGGCGGGAGAGCUGGAGCUGAGUGGUAUCACCUUUGCAGGCACAACGCACACCUCUAUUAAGACACAUCUACUACUAUUAAGGUGGGCUUAUAAAUAAUUUCGAGACGAGUUAGAGUUUUGCAACCUGCUGCACUAAAAGCAAAAAAGAUAGUACGCAUCCACAUCCUGCACUAAUUAAAAACGCCUUCAUCCCUGGCUGAUUCUUUUCUCAGCUGUAAGAAGCCAGGGAUGUCCAUCUGAAGAAUGCAAAAAUGGCGAACAAACGCGUCUUCUAACUCUAUGAUGACGGGAGUGAAGUAUUCGGAUGUCAUCUUUUCGUUGCAUUUGAGGCGGCGACCGCAACUUUACCUGUGGAAGGGCGUCGUCCCACUCUCCCUGUGUUAAGGCUACCGCUGAAGCAUUUGCAGCGUCAUCCUUGGUCUCUUUGUUUCUCAAGGGGAAGAGGGGGCCGAGGCCGGGACGGGCGCGACGCGUGAACUCUAAUUGUGCUUAUUGUACGGCGUUCUUACUACGCUUUUGCACCCACAGGAGCUCGGCGGCAGGUUGCAAACCCACACGGCUCUGUUUUUGACCGUCUUCGCGAUUCAGUGGGUGCUCGCCGAACGAGUACCGAAAAUCUGCUAUUUAACGUUGCUGGACCACUUGGUUUUCGCGGCUGUUGCGGCACUGACGAUACUUGUUUUAGGCAGCUGCGUGGCUUACGGCUUUGGUCUGGGCGUCGCGGGACUUCUGGGGACAACUAGUGAUGGCGGGGCAGAUGACGUCUCCUCGUUCGACCUGAAACGCGCCCGGAUCGUAGAUCUAGCGACGUUGCUCGUUGUCGCCAUAGCUUUUACAGCGCAUUUCACGUACGUGGCCAGGACGCGGUCGCUCCGAAGCGUCAUCUGGGGCGGAGGUGGCUCAACCUCGAGGGGACCUGGAGGUAGCAAAGUCGGCAGCAUCACUGCAGGUUUGCCAGCAACUGGGAAAGAGAACAACGAUUUGACAAUAUUCGGAACUCGCUCAUGGAAUGCAGGGACGCACAUAAUCAACGGUGUAUGUGUGCCAAAGCCCGCUAAUGCUUUCGUCUUAGAAGCAGAAAACUUCGGCACAAAGCAACAGAAGCGCCUAGGCGUUCCAGGACGCCUCUUACGUGCGCUUGAGGCCUUUUAAUAUUGACCAAUGUAAAGGAAAAGGUCGUACUAUUGAGCGCUUUUUAGUCAAAGUCAAAAUUAUGCAACUAUGUGGCAGACUCGGUAGAACCAGGAAAAGUGAGCCUUGUGCAUUUUUUUCCGUCCACUAGGAAGAUUUUUGUUCGUCAACUAGGUGGUGCAACCAACCAUUUCGAU